Messenger RNA from Oncorhynchus tshawytscha (Chinook salmon), 2120 nucleotides. Its product is annotated as mitochondrial potassium channel ATP-binding subunit. The transcript is spliced from 6 exons. Gene Ontology annotation, biological process: transmembrane transport. Gene Ontology annotation, molecular function: ATP hydrolysis activity; ATP binding; ATPase-coupled transmembrane transporter activity. The coding region runs from base 583 to 1053 and encodes 156 amino acids. NCBI's taxonomy places the organism in Eukaryota, Metazoa, Chordata, Actinopteri, Salmoniformes, Salmonidae. The record is from RefSeq and is a predicted model, not a curated record.
AAGACAGCAUGGUUGCCAAUGAUGAUCAAGAAUGAGCAAUACAUUUUUUUAUUUAAAAAAUUCAGAUAUGGCCAUAUUGUUUUUCGUGAACAAAGUGCAUGUUUUGUUAUUAUUGCCAUAUACCGUAGACUAGAUGCAUUCUGGGAUAGUGUCAACAUGGCAGCCUGGGUGUUGUUCAAGCUUGUAGCCAAAGAACUAACCCUGUUGUACACUUCUGAGCAAAGUGCUGAGUUUAUUUGCAUUUUGUUACAUUUCCGUGAACAAAUGUUUCAACACCACAGCAACACAAGAUUUAUGGAGACAGCCAUGUUAGGACAACUUGCUAGUCGACUAAUGCCGGUAGUCAGCUGAUCAGAUCACGGCUAUACACAACACAAUUAGCCAAUGCAGGCAACUUCUCUGGGCAGCCUAGUAAAGCUGCUGGACAUAUCUGGGGUCUGGCUCAACGAGCAGUCCGCAAAUCGGCCUGCCGGACGUCAAGACUAAGGGGCAGUGCUGAAGUUCAUCCUGUCGACUGGCAUAUCCUCUGGGAGUUUGUCAAACCCCAGCUCUUUGCCCUUCUUGGUGCUGUCAUGUUACCCAAUGAGACCUGGCCAACAGAUCCUGAAGAACUUCAACCUCAUCAUCCCCCUCUCUAAGACUGUCGCUAUCGUUGGAGAAUCAGGAGGAGGGAAGUCUACAGUGGCCUCCUUGCUGGAGCUUUCCUUUGACCCCAGCAGUGGUGUGAUCAUGAUGGAUGGCCUGGAUAUCUGGACACUGGACCCAUCUCAGAGGACAAGUCAUUUGAUUCAUCAUUCAGGACACUGUGCUGUGAUGGAGAACAUUUGCUUUGGUAAGCGGGGGCUACUGAUGCUAAGGUCAUUAAUGCUGCCAAGCAGGCCAACGACCACCGCUUCCUCACAGGCUUUCCAGAGGGAUACAACCCUGUGGUGGGUAUCUUCUCUUCCUAAUCUGGAAUUGCUGAGCAAAGGAGGGCUGCUGACCUCAUCUGCAGACAGAGAUCAGAGGGACAGAUGUGAACAGUACUUUGCAGAGCUGCCAACUCUCACUUGAUUGGCCGUGAGACAAACGCACGCAUUUGACCCUCUUUUCACGCUCUCACGGCACACCUCUUAUAUCUCACAAAUUGUAAAGUACUGCUUUUAUUUUUCAAAUUUGUCCAUUGUAUAGUCAGCACAUUAACUUUUCGACUGUGCUCCAAAUUCUUUUGAAAUCGGAGCAUCUGCGCCUGCAAUUUAACAUCAUGAGGGGAAUCUCUAUCAUUGUCCUGUCUUGCCACAGCACUGUGAACUGCUUCACAUUGAAGCAUGUGAUUGGUCUAGUUAUGUAAAGGAUCAAGGUGAUUGGAUGCAUGUUUUAAAGAAACACCCCUCAAGAUUAGAGUAGAGCUGAAUGGAGCGAGAAAAUUAUCUACUGAGUUUAUAAAACUAAAGAGAGCAGCACGGUAGCGCUGUUUCAUGUACAAUGUUUUCAAUAAAAUUAGGUUGCUGUUACUCCCAUCUUAUUGCAGAAUGCAGUCUUCUGACAGCAUGUACUAAAGUCGAUUUAAUCCACACUUGCAUUAGUCCCCUCGAUUGGUGAUUGGCAUUUAGGCUGUGACAACAAAAAGGCAGCAGACAGACCUACAGUAUAUUUUAGCAAGGACGUUUGGUAGGAUGACUUGCUUUGUAAUUAUGAAAACCUUUUGUCAAACCAGAUUUUGAACCCAAAUUUGAUUCUAGAAGGGCAACGUUAAAUAUAAAAUAAUUUGGGUAGAGUGUAGGGGCAGAUUCAUGUCAUAUUGUCUUCAGGAGAUUUUAUUAGCUAGUUUAGUCUGAUCAAUAGAACAAUUCUCAUUCUAAACAAUGAGCUAAAAUAUUGGGUAAUUACUGUGCUUGUCAACAAGAACACUACUGUUAUUCCCCACACUUAUUUUAAUAUUCCACUAAUCACAUAUUUGAAAUCUGAUAUGACUACAGUACAUUCGGAUAGUAUGACUUUUUCCACAUUUUGUUACCUUACAGCCUUCUUCUAAAAUUGAUACAUUUGUUUUUCCUCUUAUCAACCUACAUACAAUACCGCAUAAUGACAAAGCAGAAACAGGUUUGAAUUUUUUGGGUAAAAUGUAUUAAAAACUGAAA